Amphibalanus amphitrite is the source of this 8540-nucleotide messenger RNA. RefSeq lists its product as uncharacterized. Gene Ontology annotation, biological process: regulation of transcription by RNA polymerase II. Gene Ontology annotation, cellular component: chromosome. Gene Ontology annotation, molecular function: chromatin insulator sequence binding; zinc ion binding. Lineage: Eukaryota; Metazoa; Arthropoda; Thecostraca; Balanomorpha; Balanidae. The transcript is spliced from 11 exons. The record is from RefSeq and is a predicted model, not a curated record. The coding region runs from base 119 to 8110 and encodes 2663 amino acids.
UGCUAGUUUGACAGACGUCGUGAAAUUUGCAAGAGAAAUUUGACAAUUUUGGAUUAAACUGUGGGUGAUGUUGAAUUACGUCUUUUUGGAAUAAUGUUGUGAUGACCUGGCGGUGAGGAUGGGCGAACCAGAGGUACAGCCAUGCUGCCUCUGUGGCCUGGCUGAGGAUGACCAGCUCAAGUAUGGCCAGCUAUUCAAGGUUGAUGGGCUCACUGUACAUCACUUCUGCAUGCUCUUCUCGCCGAACCUGGCCCAGAACGGCAAGGAUGACGAGGGCGCAGAGGGCUUCCUGGCCGUCGACAUCAGGAAGGAGAUCGUCAGAUCAGGCAGCACGUCAUGCUGCUACUGCACCAAGGGUGGCGCCACUGGGCUCUGUAUGAGCAUGAAGUGCAAGAAACACUACCAUCCCAGCUGCGCGGUCCGGGCCAGCGGCCUCCUGCAGUUCUUCGGACAGUUCAAGUCGUUCUGCGAGGAGCACCGGCCGCGUCAGAACGUGGUGGGCAGGGAACUGGGUGAGAGCUGCGGCAUCUGCCUGGAGCGGACUGACCCGGAGGACGACCACAACGUGCUCUGGACGCCUUGCUGCCGGCACUUCUUCCACCGCGCCUGUCUACAGAGGAUGGCCUACCACUUUGGCUACUUCUUCUACUGUCCCGGCUGCCGCAACAAGGACAACGUCAGCGGCUUCCUCAAACACAUGCGGCACUUCGGCAUCUUCAUUCCAAAGAGGGACGCCAGCUGGGAGAUGGUCCCUAACGCGUUCGGUGAGCUGUUGGAGCGGCACCUGGUCUGCGACGUCCGCUACUGCCUCUGCAGUCAGGGACGCUCCCACCAGGAGAACGAUACGGACAGCCCGUGGCGGCUGUGCGUCUGCGGCACGUGCGGCUCGGCCGGCACCCAUCUGGCGUGCUCCGACCUGGACGAAUCGGUCACCGUGUGGUCGUGUCCGUCCUGUACCCUGGAGCCGGCCCCGGCCAACAAGAAGAGCACCCUGCGCGAGUUUAUAGCCAGCCGGGCGCCGCCCGGAGCGGGGGCGCCGCCGCCGCUGCCGCAGGCCGGUGAGGGCAGCAGCUCGGGGCCCGCCGCGCCGCCGGCACCCCUGCUGACGGCUGCCCUCUCACUGCACGAGGUGCUGGCUCAGCUGGACGAGCCGGAGCGACUCAUCAAGUUCACCGUCAACCCGCUCUCAGGACUGUCGGUUCAGACGCGGCCCGUAUCGGGCGCGCGGCUGGCGGCGCGGGAGCCCGGCCGGCGGCCGGUGGCGUUCAGCGCCGAGGACCUGCUGCCAGAGGCCGUGGUCUCAGUUCAGGAUGUGGCGCAGGCCGAGCUGCGGCUCUGGUCCGAGAAUCAUGUGGCGGCAGCGGAGGCGGGCGGACAGAGCACCUACAGCGCGGCGCGGCGCCGAGACGCCACCGCUGUCGACGACGCGGCGCGACCGCUGGCCGCCGCCCCCGCCGAUGGGCCGCCGCGCUGGGCGGCGCGCGCCGCGGCCAGUAACGCCGCGCCGCGGCCGACGGCCAGCGAGCGGCAGCGUCUGCAGCUGGCCGGCCUGCCGCCGCUGGCCGAGCUGCGCGCCGCACUCUCGGCCCUGCAGUGUCCCGGCUGUCGGGCCGACUUCCGCCUGCUCAGCGAGCUCACCUACCACUACCAGAGCCACUCGGGGGAGGCGCUGUUCUACUGCCGCAUCUGUCAGCAGCCGACCAGCCAGUGGGGCUCGUUCCACCUGCUCGACCACCACCCGGACCUGCGCGCCGAGGAGUGGGCCUCCUACGUGGACAGCACGUUCCAGCAGGCGCAGGCGCUCAUGGUCCGCCUCCUGCUGCACCGGCGCAACAUCAAGGUCACGCUGGACCAGGGCCGCACCAUCGCCAGGAACUUCAAGGUGAUCAUGGCGUCGAGUGCCGACCAGGCGGGCCAGUCGUCGGCGCCCGCGGCCGCGCCGGCCGGGGAGCGGAGCAGCAGCGCGCCGGACGACGCCCAGGUCGCCGACUUCGUGUGCGACGAGUGCGGGGCUGUGCUGCGCACGAACAGCGCUAUCGCCUCCCACCAGUUCCUGCACUCGGCCGCGGCGCGCGACAAGUACGCCGGCCGGCCGCACCACUGCGCCGACUGCCACUUCGGCAGCGGCCAGCUGUACCUGGUGACCCGCCACCGCACGCUGCACCACCGGCGCACGCAGGGCGCGCUGCCCGGGCCGGCCGCCGCCGCUGUCACCACCGCCAUUCCGGCGCCGCGCCCGGCGUCGGCCGUCACGCGCACCCCGUCGCCCGCUCCCCCAGUGGCGAAGAGCAGUGUGGCGCCGCUGCCAGCGGGACCGCUCCCCGUCACCCGCAUGCCGUCACAGUCUGUGAUGGCGUCGGCCGUCUCCGACAGUGAGGUGGCGGCCACGGCGCUGUCCGGCGGCAAGUACAGGUGUCCCCACUGCCGCAAGGUGACCAGAACGCCCUUUCUGAUGAAAACUCAUCUGUACUGGCAUUCGGCCGAGGCGGAGCGCCUACAGCGCCCAAUGGCCUACCACUGUCCGUUCUGCUACUUCGCUGCCAACCGCAGCCAGAGGGUGGCCAGACACAUCUCCAGCGUACACAAUCGGCCCUACCAGACCUUCCAGAGAGCGUGCCCCUCGUGCCGUCGGUUCAUGUACAGCCCACAGAGACACAACUGCCUGCCCGAGAAGGAAAAGGUGAAAAAGUCGACCAGCCUGACGAUGCGGACGAGCCGCAGCAUCAAAAGCAGCGCCAUCAGUCGACCCAAGCUGGUGCGUCAUCCGGCGCCGAGCUUUGCCCUGACUAUGUCUGGUGAUAAGAUGGCAAUGCCGGCCCCUAUCCCGCUGACUGCGUCCACUUCCAAAGAUGCGGACCAUCGGUGUAAACUCUGCGGAAAAGAGGGUACCAAGGAGUGCGUGCGGGUGCACAUGAAGUUCCACACGGCCCAGUACGAGCGCCUCGGUCGCCAACGACCAUUUCACUGCCACUUGUGCUUCUUCUCUAACACGAAUCAAAACUUGAUGUGCAAGCACAUGGUGGUCACCCACAACUUGGAUCCCGCUUCUUGCCAAACACUAUGCACCAUUUGCAAUGAGAUGGUCUUCAACGUGAAGGCGCACGCCCGCUACCACAGACAGCAGGGCGAUGGUCCAGCCGCCACCCAGUCUCCCGUGAAAAUCGAACCGGAGCUGCUGCAUCGCGCGGUCGUGAAGACGGAGCCAGGAGAAGAAUGCGCCAGCGAGGAGCCGGAAGUGGCUGGAGCCAGCGGCGAGCCGGAGGAGGCCGAAGGGUCCGGCAGGGUGGUGACCGCCGGCUGCCUGAUCGCCUGCGGCAACGCCCAGAGUCGUCUCGACUGUCCGUUCUGUGACGCCUUCUUCGACUCGAAACGGAUGUACGACCGCCACAUGAUGCUCAGCCACCUGGUGGGCGCCGAGACGCGCCACGUCGUCUGUCGCUUCCGCUUCUGCUGCGCCGAGUCGACCCCCACCCACGACAAGCUGUUCCACAAGGGCAGCGAGGACCGCUCGUUCCGCUGCAGCCAGUGCGACAGCACGUACACGUGCGCCGAGGACCUGCGCGUGCACACGACUCGCCAGCAUGCCGACGAGUCGGUGCCGGCGUUCGAGCUGCGUGAGGACGGCCACUGCUGGUGUUCCAAUCUUCGCUGCGGCGGCGAGCUCGGAAACAUCAAACACCACUUGAUCGCCUACCACUCUGUGCUGGUGCGCGGCUUUCCGGGCCCGCGCGCCGCCCCCUACACCUGUCCCAAGUGUCCGCUCAAGCUGGAGUAUCACAAGCUGAUUGAGCACAUGCAGCAGAGCCACGGCUGGGCCUUCAGUCCGGGUGUCGAAUACCGCAGUCCCGUCCACGUGCGUGACAUGGAGGUAGGCUGCCCGCUCUGCUAUCGAACCUUCUCGUUCGAGUGCCUGUUCAUGCACAUGCAGGAGAAUCACCAGUGGACCUUCCUGGACUCCCGAGCGGGUGCCAGGGAGAGAAAAACUCAGCCGUCGCCGCGCAAGCCGAGCACCACCGUGGCGUUGGCCGGUAAGCUGGUGAAGCAGGCGGCUGGGCGACACCUGACGUCCUCCGCGGCCGCUGAUCUAGCGGGCGCCUCGGGCUCUUCGUCCGCCGCCAGCGCCGCCGUCUCGGGCUGCACCAUCUACGACUGCGCGUUCUGCGACGCGUUCUUCAGCAACGAGCAUGAUUACAGGAUGCAUGGCCGGAAGAACCACGCUGGGUUAAAAAGCUCCAACCACCAGAACCCGGAGGGCCUAUGCUGGGCUCGUUACUGUUACUUGGCAAAUGAUCGUCGCCACACCCAUGUCUACCACAAGAACCUGACCAAGCGCACAGUGGGGUGCCGUAAGUGCGAUGGUGUAUUCACAUCCAAAGGCUAUCUGCGGGAGCACAUGAAGAAGAUGCACAGUGUCACUAAUCCCGUGCGGACUCUAAUGGGGAAGGCGGUAUGCAGCUGCGACCUGAGCAAGACUCGCUCGUCGCUCGAGCACCUGUGCACGCACCAUUUCCCUUCGUACCGGUCGCCGCCCGGGCCGAGGCCGCAGCCCUAUUGGUGCUUCGAGUGUGGCGUGAGCAUGAGAUACGAGGAGCUCAAGGCGCACCUCACCGCAGACCACUCCUGGCGCCUCAAGGAGAGCGGCACGGACCUGGCCAAGGUCAACGCCAAGGUGUACAGGAGCCGCGGGCUGCUGCCGCCGCUGGACUCGGUGUCGUCGCCAGCGGCUGCCUCCCGAGCAGUGGCGUCUCUGCCGCGCUCUGUGUCGGUGACCGCCCUGCCGCCGGCCAACCCCCGGCCGCCGGCGCUGGUCCCUCAGCUGGACGCAGCUCGCGCCUUCUCCGGCCGGCACCGCAUCAGCGAGCUGAUCGACGACCCCGCCCGACUCGACUGCCCCUUCUGCGACGCGUUCUUCCUGGCACUCAACCGCUACAUGCGCCACAUGCGGCUGGCGCACUCGGGCUCCAACGGCAUCACGGACAGCACGUGCACGUUCCGCUACUGCUACAACAUGUCCUCGCCGGCCACCACCGAGAAACACAUCGCCACCUUCCACAAGGGCGCCGCCGCGCUGGAGCACAAGUGUUCGUUCUGCGACAGGAUGGGUCGCUCGGAGCGCUCCAUCGGCGUACACGCUGAGAUCAGUCACAAGUCGCAGAUGCAGCUGGGUGUCCAGGUGGGCGACGGGGCCGAGUGCGUGUGCGACGCAGUGGGCAGCGAGUGCGAGUCCAACAAGUCGCUGCUGUGGAUGCACUUCGUGCACAACCACUCUGUGCAGGUGCGCAGCUACCCGGGCCCCCGGUCUCGGCCGUACGACUGUCCCGUCUGCCUGGAGAAGCUCCCUUUCCGUGAGCUGGUGGACCACCUGAGCACCACACACAUGUGGCGCAUCAAGACCGACGGCGAGGAGGCGUUCGGCGUCAACCGGAUCGACAACCGCAACUUCCUCGACUCGAUCACAGUGAUGCAGGUGACGGGCGGAGCAGGCGCCGAGCCGCCGGUGCUGACACCGGCCGUGGCCGGCAGCUCGUCAAGCGUCCCGCGCAGGAAGGCGACUGCUAAACCCGCAGACGGAGUAACCGAGGCGAUGGCCGCCAUCAUUGCAUGCCCGUUCUGCGACGAUUUCUUCGACAUCCCCACCGAGUACGAGGAGCACGCGUUGAUUAACCACUCGGGACUGAAUCGGCCGGAAUCCAUGUGCCCGGUCAAGUACUGCUGCGCGCCUUCCGGGGCCAGGCACCUCGCUCUCUUUCACAAAGGGCUUCUACCGCUGCACUGCCGCAGCUGCGACGCCUCGUUCCGUUCGAACAACCGUCGCAACAAGCACAUUGUGCGGACACACAAGUGGAUCGUGAACCGGUCAACGGCUAAGAAUCCGCUGUAUCGGAUGUGCUCGUGCUCGGUGAAGUCCGUGGGCGGUAUACACAUGCACGCAUGCCACUCGGUGGCGGUGCGCGGCGUGCCCGGACCGCGCGACGAGCCCUACCUGUGCCCGGUGGCCCAGUGCGACCUGCAGCUGACGUUUGAGCAUCUGGUGGCUCACCUGACCGAGGAACAUCACUGGCAGCUCAAGUUGGAGGGAAAAGAUCCGUUCACAGGUUCGCCGCCGAAGACCGCCAAAAGCACCGUCUUCAAAGCAGGCCCGGCCAACCGGCCAACCGUGCCGGGGUUCCAGGCUCUGAAGGUGAGGCAGACAUCCGCCGUUCGCCACGCGAAAAUGGUGUUCCGGUGCCACUACUGCCCCAUGUCCGGCGCCAGGGACAAAGUGCGUAUCCACCAGAACACCGUUCACCGGCAGGCGCACGGCGCUUUCAUGCAGUUCGCCCGCUCUUGCGACAACAGGAGCGGCUUAUACUUGUGUCCAUUCUGCCCGUUCAAGAACAAACGUCUGUGGUCGUUUCAUCUGCACCUGGUGCGCUCUGCCGCCUGCCGGCAGCAGCUCGGGCCGUCGGCCGAGCCCUGGCUGGAGAAGAGCGACACCGACCCCAGCGCAGACCCCACGGCGGCCGAGACGGCGCCGCGCGUGGCGCCGCUCAAGAUCAAACUGCGCACCACCGACUCCGGCACACGCACAGGCAGUGUGGGCGCGUCUCCUAGUGGUGGCGCCAGGCCCGCUACCCGCCCCGCUCCAGCCCGCCGCAAGACACCGCCGAUGAAUAGUCAUGGCCCAAUGGCUGGCCAGUUCUGGUGUCAUUUCUGCCUGAUCAGAGGGCAGAGGGGGGAAAUGAAGGUACACAUGAUCGAAAAGCACGGUGAGGCCUACCACGCAUUUCUUGCGUUCGCCAAUCAGAACACGCGAACUACUCACGGUGGGCGCCGAGGAUAUUCGUGUCCUGGCUGCUUCGAACAUUUCGACAAAACCUGGCUGCUGAUGCCGCACGUGGCAAACUCGUCCUGUCGUGACCGGGUGGGAGCCGAACAGCAAGUCUGGAUCAGCCAGUGUCCACCCAUUCAGGAUAAUAUGUACGGCGGUGACAAGAGGCCUGGGCGGAUGAAGAUCUUCGCAGCUGUUGAGGAUCCGCCAGCGGCCUCCGACUCUGAGCAGCCGACGGCUUCCCCGGCCGAGGCGGACCCGCUGCAGCUGUCAGACGAUGAGGCCGACGAGCCUCGGUCCGUGCUGCCGGGCCGGGCUGCCGCACCGGCGGACGGCGCCGAGAGACCGCCGGCCGGCGCCGGCCGCAGCGCCGCGUCUGAUGGGGGAGGGGAACGGCCGGCGCCGGCGCCCGACAGGCCCAGCUCGGCGGGGACCACAGCGGUCAACCCGCCGGCCGCCUCCGCUCCAGCCCGCCGCAAAACGUCGCCGAAAAGAAGGCCCGGCACAAUGGCUGGUCAAUUCUGGUGUCACUUUUGCCUGAUCAGAGGGCAGAGGAAGCAAAUGAGGGAGCACAUGAUGGAUAAGCACGGUGAGGCCUACUACGCAUAUCUUGCGUUCGCAAAGCAGACCUUGCAACGUUUAGCCAGUGGGCGCCAGCGACAUGUGUGUCCUGGGUGCUCUAGGCAGUUCGAUGAGACCUGGUUGAUGAUGCCGCACGUGGCACACUCGUCCUGCCGUGACCGAGUGGGGGCCGAACAGCACGUCUGGAUCAGCCAGUGUCCACCCAUGGAUGAAAACAUGUACGCACAUUACCGGAAGCGCCAGCGGUCGAAAAUUGGUGCGGCUGUUGAAGAUCCGACAGCGGCCUCCGACUCUGAGCAGCCGACGGCUUCCCCGGCCGAGGAGGACCCGCUGCAGCUGUCAGACGAUGAGGCCGACGAGUCUCAGUACGUGCUGCCGGGCCGGGCUGCCGCACCGGCGGACGGGGGCGAGAGGCCGCCGGCCGGCGCCGGCCGCAGCGCCGCGUCUGAUGAAGGGGAACGGCCGGCGCCGGCGCCCGACAGGCCCAGCUCGGCGGGGACCACAGCGGUCAACCCGCCGGCCGCCCCCGCUGCUACUGCCAGUGUACAAAGUUCGCAGACAUUCGAGUGUUUGAAGUGUUCGGCGAGGUUCUCGGACAAAGCGCUGCUCAUCGCCCACAGUCAGAGUCAGCACAGCACGCGCAAAAAGCGAACGCUGACGCCGGACAAGACCCAGCCCCGCAUCGACUCAUUCUUCAAGCGAGCAAAGUUGGACUAGCGACGUGUUGCGGCAUAAUGACUCCGCGGUGUACAGAGGCACGCUCGGCAACGCUGCACGUUCCACGGGCUGUUGCGUGUCGGCGGCGAUCGUAUUUCCUGGUUCAGGUUCUCGCCAGCUGAGGCGUUCUGUUUUGUAGUACUCCCGCUGGCGCCACUCAAGGCUGUUGCGCGCUCGCCCGCUCGCCGCGAACGAAGCUGCUGUUUGUCGGACGUCGGUGGCUGACAGGCUGCGCAUGUGCCCCUCCCCCUGUCCUUCGCCCCGUGUCCCUGUGUGUGCAGCGUUUUAUGGAGGCGCGGUAGGCUGACGUGUGGCGGCAUUUGCUCUUUCGUUCGAUGGAUGUGACUAGUUAGGGAUGGCUGUGUAGAUAUUGCUGUACUCGGUGCCGUGUACAUGUUUGUCUGUUCGCAAAUACAGACCAGCUCUUCGA